Messenger RNA from Archocentrus centrarchus (flier cichlid), 2593 nucleotides. It is a transcript of the gene scml4, whose product is annotated as Scm polycomb group protein like 4. Gene Ontology annotation, biological process: negative regulation of DNA-templated transcription. Gene Ontology annotation, molecular function: chromatin binding; histone binding. NCBI's taxonomy places the organism in Eukaryota, Metazoa, Chordata, Actinopteri, Cichliformes, Cichlidae. The transcript is spliced from 6 exons. The coding region runs from base 183 to 992 and encodes 269 amino acids. The record is from RefSeq and is a predicted model, not a curated record. Gene Ontology annotation, cellular component: nucleus.
AGAGAGGCACGCGGAGUUGCCGGUGUCUUGACAGUCAGUGUGUGGCAGCGGAGAACAGUAGUGGCAGACUGCUGGAGCAAGCAAGAUCUAUCAGAGAGAGGGGGGGGGGACAUCCACAAAUCUGCCGCUGAGGUGAGGCAUCACAGAGACGGCAAUUAGCAGACAGCUGCGUGCAUGGUCUGAUGAGCACCUUGUCCGCCAGCUCGGAGAUGCAGACUUCCACUCUCGACCCCCAGUUCAUAGCGGGGCCUCAAGGUAAGGUGCCUGGCAGGAAGAGAGGACGCCCUCCUGUCCGUAAGCUGGAGUUCCAGAGUCACUAUGUUGAAACUCUGUCGCCCCUUAAGGUCCCGAAGAAAAGAGGCAGGAAACCUGGCUUUAAGUUGAAGCCCAGAAUGGUGAUGUCCCCUCUAGCCAACUCUCCUCCCAGCAGCACACCAGAGCCAGAGAUGGGCUCCAUCCCACAGGACGCUGCUAUCGUCCCCCAUUCGGCCACCCCACAGGUCCUGACAGCAGAGACGCCAUUGGCUGAUGAUUUUAUAUGUGACCCACCGGUGGACUCGAGGCGCUAUGCUAUAGAUCCCAGUGACUCUGCAUUCAGCGUCACAUCACAGUAUCAGACUAAGCAGUCCUACAGUUACCGUGGCAGCAGUUGCUCUACUACAGCAGGCAUGUGCAGACAAGCGUCAAGCCCAGGAAGUCAUCAGGAAGGAAACAGAAAUGCCUACAGCCCGAUGUCAGACCCUGGAGAGUGCAAGCGUCCUGUUGGUAAGGACCCUUCCAGCUGGGGUGUAGAGGAUGUGGUUUGGUUCAUUAAAGAUGCUGAUCCCCAAGCUCUGGGACCCCAUGCUGAAGCAUUCAGGAAGCACGAAAUAGAUGGAGAUGCCCUACUGCUACUGAAAAGUGAGAUGAUGAUGAAGUAUCUGGGAUUGAAGCUGGGACCAGCGCUCAAACUGUGUUACCACAUCGACAGGCUCAAACAGAGUCGGCUGUGAAGUGACGCGGAGGAGCCGAUCACCUCAUUAACUUUUAAGAGCAAUGAAUCAGCGCUGAUUCUCUAAACCUUUCUAAAUCAUCAGCAAUACAUCGUGAACAUUUGAUCCAAAUCUAUGCUGGCUUUUACUACAUUUACACCGCACUUGUGUCCAUACAAGUUAGGGCUUUUAACAGCUGACACAGUUAUUUCACUUUUGUCUUUGUUUACUUUAUACCUGAACUGCUUUAGAAUGUAAAUAAUUUGGUGCCAAACAGAUGGCAGCUACGGUAUAUUGAAAUACUACUUGUAAUAAGAGUUUCUGAGCUUCGCCAGCGUUAAUUUUGCGCAGAUCACAAUCGCUGGACGCUGUAUUAUAUCUUAACAAACUUCUAGGGUGCUUUACCUCAAUAUCACAUUUAAACUUUACAAAGUCUUGCUGCUGGACUUUUAAGGUAGUCCCUUUUAUUCUCACUUGGUCAGUUUACCCAGGUUGAAGUUGUUGACAUGAACUGUAACUAAUAACUGAACUCAAACUCUUCACUAAGCUGAUUUGGAAGUGCGUUCCAAGAUCAUCUAAAACAAUACAGCACUGUUACUGAGCCAUUUGGGGGCGCAUCUCUCAAGCCUCUCUGAACUUUAAAUACGUAUGAGUUGGCCAAGCAAAAUGGCUUAUAUGCUAGACUGUCACUGACUUGACAUGCAAUGUGAAAUAUGUGAUAAAGCUCAUAUUUGAGAAAAGUAAAAAAGAAAGAAAGAAGCGAUUUGUUAACACGGAACAUUUUGGCCACAAACCACACCACAGCUCGAGCGGAUUUUUCACCAAUCGUAGAUGCCUGCAGUCGCACAGCGCUCAUAAUGACAGGAAGGAAAGAAGGCUUUGAAGAAGUGUUUUUUUUUCCCCCCACUUGGGGUUGCAAAGUAGCAUGAGACAGAGCAAAUUUGAUCAAACUCACAUGACUAGGUGCUCAUCGGAACAGUUACUACCACUGCAGUCACUACACUUUACAAUAUUUCUACUCACAAACUUCACCUCUGUGACUUCCUUCAGGUUACUUUCUUCUCAUACGAUACCUCUUCAGUCACUUUGAAUACAAAUGCGUUUGAGUCAUAAUGAAGCAGUAUUUCAUCCUUGAACUGUAAAAACUGAAACUGCUCUAUGGAAAAUGUCUUUGAGCAUUAACAUUUUUUUUUUAAACAUCAGGAUCAGGGCUGUGCAGCCACCAAAUACAGUUUUGUUAUAUAACGUUGUACAAAAAGCAGUCAUACACACGUCUGUCAAACUUGGUUAAACAGUUUUUUUUUUUUUUUUUUUUUAUGUGUACAGUAUUUACUUUCAUCUUUUUCUUUAAUGCUUUAAAUUUGUUUGUACACCGCAGACUGAUUCGGAUGUGUGUAUUUUAUGAGUUUUACUUACCAGUUUCACUUUAUUAAAGUUGAUUUUAAAGGUGUGCAAAAAAAUGAACACAAAUGUGUAGCACAUGAGCGUUUUUAACAAACGGAAGAAUCUCUGGAUGUUGUCCAUUUUUGAGUUAGUGGCCUAUGUUAAAUAAAUUUUGAUGUUCUUUACUGUUUGAUACUUACUUCACACACACAAAAAAAAUAAACUUGGUUUAAUUUUAA